Molecule: messenger RNA, 2160 nt
Organism: Brassica napus (rape)
Lineage: Eukaryota; Viridiplantae; Streptophyta; Magnoliopsida; Brassicales; Brassicaceae
Exons: 2
Coding region: 339-983 (214 amino acids)
Source: RefSeq, a predicted model, not a curated record
UCCACCUCCUUAAAAUAAAAAUCUAGAUAUUCUUAUAGAAUUAUCUAGAUAAUUAAGAUAAAAUAAUCUAGAUUUUUAAGUAGAAUUUUCUAGAUUUAAGAUUAAAAUAUGUAAGAUAUUUUGUACUUUGGAGGCUAUAAAUACCUCCACUCUCUUCUCAUUUUGCAUCACCAAGAAAUAAUCCAAGUUUGUAACAAGUAAUAAAAUCCUCUUCUAAGUUAUAUAAUCUUUCUUCUUCACAAAACUUCUUUCUCUUCAAACACUUAAACACUUUCUCCAUCUUUAUAAAGUUUUUCAUUCCAAUAAAGUGGUAUCCGAGCUACAAGUUCCUUUUGAAGAUGGCAAACAAUGGUGUUCCCUUCCAAGUUCCAUUGCUCACUAAGAGCAACUAUGACAAUUGGAGUCUUAGGAUGAUGGCUAUCUUAGGAGCACAUGAUGUGUGGGAGAUAGUCGAGAAAGACUUCGUUGAACCGGAGAAUGAUGGUGGUUUAUCUCAAACACAAAAGGAUGGUUUGAGAGAUUCAAGGAAGAGAGACAAGAAGGCUCUCUGUCUGAUCCAUCAAGGAUUAGAUGAAGAUACAUUUGAGAAGGUUGCUGGAGCAAAGACAUCCAAAGAAGCAUGGGAGAAGCUUCAGACAUCUUACAAGGGCGCGGAACAAGUUAAGAAGGUACUUCUUCAAACUUUAAGAGGAGAAUUUGAAGCAUUACAAAUGAAGGAAGGAGAACUCAUCUCAGAUUACUUCUCAAGAGUCUUGACGGUUACUAAUAACCUAAAAAGAAAUGGUGAGAAGUUAGAUGACGUGAGAAUCAUGGAGAAACUUCUUAGAUCAUUGGAUUCAAAAUUCGAGCAUAUCGUCACCGUUAUUGAAGAGACAAAAGACUUGGAGACUAUGACGAUGGAGCAACUUCUUGGAUCACUACAAGCUUAUGAAGAAAAGAAGAAGAAAAAAAAAAAGAUAUUGUGGAGCAAGUUCUCAAGAUGAGAAUUGAUCACAAGGAAGAAAGUGGCCGAAAUCAUCCGAGACGUGGUGGUGGUCAUUUUCGAGGACGAGGUCGUGGUGUAAAUGGACGAGGUUGGAGACCAUAUGAAGACAACUUCAACCAAAGAGGAAAGAAUUCAUCAAGAGGUCGUGGAAGAGGAAACCCAAAAUCAAGGUACGAUAAAUCAAGCAUCAAAUGCUAUAGUUGCGGAAAGUUUGGACAUUAUGCUUCUGAAUGCAAAACUCCAAACAACAAUAGAGUUGAAGAGAAGUCCAACUAUGUUGAAGAACGGCGUAAGGAAGAAGAUAUGCUGUUGAUGGCUUACAAGAAAGAUGAACCAAAUGAGGUUCACAAGUGGUACCUUGAUAGUGGUGCAAGCAACCACAUGUGUGGAAAUAAAAGCAUGUUCGUGGAGCUUGAUGAAUCGGUGAAAACUGAUGUGGCUUUAGGAGAUGAAUCGAAAAUGGAAGUGAAAGGUAAAUGAAAUAUUCUCAUCCGCUUGAAGAAUGGAGAUCAUCAAUUCAUUUCCAACGUUUACUAUAUUCCAAGCAUGAAGACCAACAUCUUGAGCCUAGGACAACUCUUAGAGAAAGGUUAUGACAUUCGACUAAAAGAUAAUAGCCUUUCUUUAAGAGAUAACGCAAACAAUCUCAUCACAAAGGUGCCAAUGUCAAACAAUAGAAUGUUUGUCUUAAACAUUCAAAAUGACAUUGCACGAUGUCUCAAGAUGUGCUACAAGGAGGAAUCUUGGCUUUGGCAUCUUCGAUUUGGGCAUCUCAACUUUGGAGGCUUAGAGCUACUUUCCAAGAAAGAAAUGGUGAAAGAAUUACCUUGCAUCAAUCAUCCAAAUCAAGUGUGUGAAGGUUGCUUACUUGGAAAGCAAUUCAAGAUGAGUUUUCCAAAGGAGUCGGAGACAAGAGCAAGAAAGCCACUAGAACUCAUACAUACAGAUGUAUGUGGCCCAAUCAAACCAAGUUCACUUGAAGUGUUUGAAAAUUUCAAAAAGUUCAAAGCCCAUGUUGAGAAGGAAAGUGGUCUUAAGAUCAAGUCCAUAAGAUCAGAUCGAGGAGGAGAAUGCAUGUCCAAGGAGUUUCUGAAGUAUUGUGAAGAUAAUGGCAUUCGAAGACAGUUGACGGUGCCAAGAACCCCUCAACAAAAUGGAGUAACGGAAAGAAAGAA